AAAGAGCAAUAUAUCUUCCAUGUGAAGUUUCUUUGUGACAGAUAUUCUACAACAUUCUGUCCUCCCAUUGCAUCAGAAUUUAUCUAUAAAAAGACUUGUAGGUGAGGUGUGAGGAAGAAUGACAGAGUCUGUAGAAGUCAAACGCAAGGGAACCUUUAAGGUACGCACCUUGCAGAACAUAGAGGAGAAGAUACAGAAGAUAUGGACUGAUCAAAAGAUCUUUGAGGAAGAUGCUCCUAAAAACUACCAGAAACCAGGACCAGGGAAGGAUAAGUUUCUUGUGACGUUUCCUUACCCAUACAUGAAUGGAAGACUUCACCUUGGUCAUACCUUCUCCUUCUCCAAGGCAGAGUUCAUAGUUGGAUAUCUGAGGAUGAAAGGCAAGCAUUGUCUCUGGCCAUUUGGACUUCACUGCACAGGAAUGCCCAUCAAGGCAUGUGCUGACAAGUUGAAGAGAGAGAUGGAAAUGUUUGGUUGCCCACCUGUAUUUCCUGCAGAAGGGGAAGAGAAGGUAGCUACAGAGGAGAGAGAUGAGCCAAUCAUCAAAGACAAGGCUAAAGGAAAGAAAAGCAAACUUGCAGCCAAAACUGGAGGGGUCAAAUGGCAAUGGCAGAUCAUGGUGAACCUCGGGAUUCUCCCAGAAGACAUUCCAAAGUUUGCAGAUGCUCUUCACUGGCUCGACUACUUCCCUCCUAUGUGCAAGAAAGAUGUAUCUCGGAUGGGUUGUAAGAUUGACUGGCGACGUACCUUCAUCACCACUGAUGUGAACCCAUUCUACGACUCAUUUGUGAGAUGGCAGUUCUUACUCCUCAAGAAACGUCAGAAGGUGAAGUUUGGGAAGCGUUACACCAUCUACUCCCCCAAGGAUGGACAGCCUUGCAUGGAUCAUGAUAGGCAGUCUGGAGAGAAUGUUGGACCUCAGGAAUAUACACUCAUCAAGAUGAAACUCAACAAACCCUAUCCAGCGAAACUCAAGAAUGUUGAAAGCAAGGAUGUGUUCUUAGUUGCUGCUACUCUGCGCCCAGAGACCAUGUAUGGUCAGACCAACUGCUGGGUACGACCUGAUAUUCCUUACAUUGCCUAUGAGAUGGCCGGUGGAGAGAUCUUCAUCAGCACCAAACGAGCGGCAAGGAAUGCUUCUUUCCAAGGAAUGACUAAAUCAAAUGGUGUUGUGGAUGUAGUUGCAGAACUCACUGGACAGGAUAUCAUGGGUGUGGCUUUGAGUGCACCCCUUACCAAGUAUCCUGUGAUCUACACCUUGCCCAUGAUGACCAUCAAAGAGAACAAAGGAACGGGUGUGGUCACCAGUGUACCUUCAGAUGCCCCGGAUGAUUAUGCUGCCCUCAGGGACCUCAAGAAGAAAAAGGAUUUCCGAGAGAAGUAUGGUAUCUUGGAUAAGAUGGUAUUACCUUUUGAGCCUGUACCGAUCAUAGAGGUUCCAGGGUAUGGUGAUCUAUCAGCAGUGAAAGCAUGUGAUGAGUUCAAGAUCAGGAGCCAGAAUGAUCGAGAUCAACUCCAGGAAGCUAAGGAGAAAGUCUAUCUCAAAGGAUUCAAUGAAGGAGUGAUACUGGUAGGAGAGUUCAAAGGUCAGAAGGUGAAGGAUAUCAAGAAGGAGGUCAAGCUCAAGAUGGUGAAGGAUGGGAAUGCUGUGAUCUAUUAUGAACCAGAGAAGAAGGUUGUAUCACGCUCAGCUGAAGAAUGUGUAGUAGCUCUAUGUGAUCAGUGGUAUCUGGACUAUGGUACACCACCGUGGAGAGAACAAGCAGACAAGAUCCUAGCAAGUAUGGAAACAUAUGCAGAGGAGACACACAGGAACUUUGUGGCUACUUUAGAUUGGCUUCAUGAGCAUGCAUGCUCUAGGUCAUAUGGUCUAGGAACCAAAUUACCUUGGGAUGAGCAGUACCUGAUAGAGUCCCUGUCUGAUUCUACCAUCUACAUGGCUUACUACACAGUGUGUCACCUGCUCCAAGGUGGAGUCUUUGAUGGGCAAGGAUCCAGUCCUCUGCAUAUCAAGCCCGGACAGAUGACUCCUGAAGUAUGGAACUACAUCUUCUUCACCGAGAGUCCUUUCCCUGCUUCCACAGGAAUCCCUAAGACCACGUUAGACCGUCUGAGGCAUGAGUUUCAGUAUUGGUAUGGUGUAGAUCUGAGAGUGUCUGGUAAGGAUCUCAUUCCUAACCAUCUUACCUACUGGAUCUACAAUCAUGGUGCUAUCUGGCCGGAUGAAGAGAACAGAUGGCCUAAAGGAACCCGUUGCAAUGGUCAUCUCAUGCUUAACAAUGAGAAGAUGUCCAAGUCAACAGGAAACUUCUUGACCCUUGCUGAUGCUAUAGAGAAGUUCUCUGCAGAUGGUAUGCGUCUUGCCUUGGCUGAUUCUGGUGAUUCGGCUGUCGAGGAUGCUAACUUCCAGGAGGCCGUAGCUGAGGCUGGAAUCCUACGUCUUUACACCUUUCUCGAGUGGACCAAGGAAACUCUAGAGAAACAGGAUACCUUCAGAACGGGACCGUGUGAUACCUUCAAUGAUAAGGUGUUUGCCAGCGAGAUAAACAAGGCCAUACUGGACACUGAGAAGCAGUAUGAUCGUAUGAUGUUCAAAGAAGCCUUGAGAACUGGCUUCUAUGAGCUCCAGGCAAUCCGAGACAAGUACUACGUACUGUCAGUUGAAGGUGUGCAUAGAGACCUUAUCCUGAGAUUCAUUGAGGUCCAGACCCUCUUACUUGCUCCAUUCUGCCCUCAUCUAUGUGAACACAUCUGGUCUCUUCUACGCAAAGAUGGAUUAUUAAUGCGAGCCUCAUGGCCUGUAGCUGGUGCUGUGGAUGAUGUCUUAGUACGGUCAUCAGAGUACCUGAUGGAUACUGCUCAUGAGCUACGUCUAAGGGUGAAGAAUGCACUCAACCCUCCUAAGAAGAAAGGAGCCCCUCCUCCCAAGAAGCCUACCCAUGGUACCAUCUAUGUAGCAAAGAUCUUCCCUCCUUGGCAGAAUGCAGUACUCACAAAGCUCAAAGAACUCUGGCAGGCUAACAAUGGAGCCUUUCCAGACAACAAGGUGAUUCUUGAUCAACUGAAGAGUAAUGACUUACUCAAGAAGUUCAUGAAGAAGGUCAUGCCUUUUGUCCAACAUAUCAAGGAGAAUGUUGGAAGUAAAGGAUCAAGGGCCCUGGAUACUACUAUGGACUUUGAGGAGACUGAUGUACUACAGUGUAAUCUGGAAUACUUGACUUCUACACUAGAGCUUGAAGGUUUAGAAGUUCGUCCUAGCAGUGAAGCAUCGGACAAGAUCCAAGAAGAAUGCUGUCCCGGCAAACCUUAUUCGGUCUUUGUCAAUCAGCCGCCAUGUGUAUCAGUCAGCUUUGUGAACCCUCAGCCUAGUAGCGGCCAUUUUACUGUAAGAUGCCCUGUUUACGAAGGAGAUAGCAUCUCAAGGAUAGCAGCACGCAUUCAGAAAAACAACAAGAACAUUCAAGAUCUAUCUAAAGUGAGGUUCCUGCGAUACAACGAUCCUGCUCUGGGCCCAAGAACUAUCCCUCGUUAUGAUCAUCCUGAAGAAGGAAAGACACCCAUUGCUGCUACAGCUAAGUUCACCAUACAAGAUAAGACCCAGACUGUUAGUGUUAGCCAGAAUGGAUCCAAGGUUGAUAUUGGUAACAUGAUGGUUUAUAUGGUCAUGUCAUAGACUAUCAUGAGCUGCUUUAAAGUAAUCUAACACUUUACCCAAGUAGCUUGCCUGCCAUAUAUCACAGCUGAUUGUACAUAUAUCAUCUUACUGAUAUUUUGCUUUUAAGAUCUUUAUGUUUUCCUUCAUAUCCUUGAUGUUAAACAGGGUUGUAUCCUGGUCAUGAAUAUUUUGACUCUUUUCAUAAUGUCAUUGACCUUGAAAACGAUAAUGUCCUCUGUCUUUACUCUGUAGAAUUAGAGAGUUAUGUAAUGUCAAAGUUGACAACUAGAAUCUUGGAGCAUUGUUUAUUGUGAUUUUAAUCAUAGCUCACAUAUUUGAAAGAAAGUGAUUAUUCUGUAGAAUGGAUUAUUAAACUGAUGGCAAAUAGGAAAUGAGACAUGCCAUUUUUGAGCUGUAAUGUAGCUGUAAUAUAUUACAUGUAAUUACUGAUUCAGCUGAAUUGUUGUAAUCAUUUAUAUUGAUCGGGUGAGUUGACAGUUAUUCUGAAAUCAUGUACCUUUAAGAUAUUACAAUACAUUCUUAAUUACAUAAUUUAUAUUUAUGUAGUUUUAUGAAUGGUAAAUGAAUGCUUUUUUUUCUUCUUUUAAAUUCAUUUUUCAUCCUUCUCUCAACAUAUUGAAUGAUUUAUCAUGUCAAUGACUGGACAAAUUAAAAAUAUGAAGGUCAAAGGUGAUAGAUGCUGUAUGCUAUUAUGUAGUGAUAAUGAGUGAAGAUGUAUUACUCUCACAACCUCAUUGAUAAUGGUUCUCAAUUCAACCCUAACCUGAAAGGUAUGUCUUCAUGUAUGCAAUUGAUGUUUGUGCUCUGUUGUGAAUGUUUUCUAUGGCAAUUGAACUUUGUAACAUGUUUAAUUAUGUGACAGAAGAAGAAUCAGAAGAAUAUGUUGAUAAAGUUUUAAAGAAAUUAGACGAAUGAUAGUUAUGAAUGUUCGAAAGAAAUUAGACUGAUGAUAGUUACGAAGGUUUGAAAGAAAUUAGACUGAUGAUAGUUAAAAGGUUUGAAAGAAAGUAGACUGAUGAUAGUUAUGAAUGUAUAAAAGUAACGAUCACUAAAUAUGCACAAUUAUCAAAUUGGAAACAUUUUGAACAAAUAUGUUGGAUAAAAUUUGAAUGAAUUAGACAAACAAAAGUGAUGAAUGUUUGAAAUAAAUUAGACUGAUGAUAGUUAUGAAUGUUUAAAAGCUAUGAUCACUAAGUCUCUACCCAAUUAUCUAAUUGUCAAUUUGGUAAAUGAACCUGUUUUGUGUAGACACUGUACAAUGUCUACCUGCACCAAAUGAUCCUCACAUUUUCAGGGUUUCUUACAUUGAAGGUUUGAUCAUAGUCAUCAUUAUUGAAUUUGUUGUGAGAAAACUCUGAUCACAGUUGCUACAAAUACUUUCAAGGAGUUGAUUUGAUACUUUAUUAUGCAAGAGGUCAUAUUAAUCUCUGUGAAUCCCAAUCUCGCUAUGUUUUCAUAAUCGGCAAUUUUUGAAAUGUUGGGAAUGGUUUGUUUACUUAUUCAAUAUUGAGAGAUAUAGCAUAUGUUCAAGCACAGAUAUAUGAUUAACGUGAUAUGUGUAAAAUGGAUUAAUCUUAUCACAUAUCCAUUCAUCCAUUUCUUGUCAAAAUCCAUUGUCAUGCUCUAACUUAGCAUAAGAUUACUGGCAUACUUCAGAAUAUCAGAACAUUGUACUUGUUCAAAUUCAAGUCAAUUCUCAAGGUCACAGACAUAGCACCCAGGGUUCCUGCAGUCAUGGAAAAACCUGGAAAAUCAUGGACAAAUAAAUCCUUCUAGAAAUUCAUAGAAAAUGAUUUAAAAUAAAUGUCCUAGGGUCAUAGACAGUCAUGACAAUUCAUUGUGGUUGUGGGGUGUGUGUGGUUACUGGCAUGGUACCUGUAAGCUGCUUGGAUGCUGCCACUCAUACCAUAAUGGUACCUAUCUGGUCCUAGAAAAGGGUAACAAUGGGUCAUGGAAAGUCAUUGAACUUGUUUCUCAAAUCUCUGUGGGCACCCUGUAGCCCACCCCUCAUCCACUCAUACUCCAAACUCUUCUAGUAUUUUGUAUGAUGUAUAACAAGUAUUUUAGCAUCCAUCAGUCUUACACAUCAGUGAUGUGUGACUGUUGUUAUUAGAAAUAAGAAAAUCUGGUGAUUCAUAAGAUAUUGAUUAAUUUCUUAAGUGUUCAACAUUUUGCGCUUCCUUUUUUGUCUGUAGCUUUAGUAGUUUUUUUCUUUAUUCUUCUUUAUUAUCCAUGUACAGUGGAACCUCAUAAAAACCUCCUUGGAACCCAGAGAAGGACCUCAUAACACAUGUAUUGAAAGUCUGUUAUAUCAGGCAGGGCUUAAAGGCAGGGUACUCUACUAACACUACUUCAGAUUUCGGUAUACUGCCAUCUACUGCUCACAAUGUCCUGAUGUGUCGAAAGCCAUAAUCAUCAACUGCAUGAUGCACGUGUAAUCAUGCUUGGGUACAGGAACCGAAAAUUGCUCUAUGUACCGGUAAGCAUUUGCUGAAAAAUGAAGCAAUUGAAUAUACAUUACACUUGAUAUAGGAUCUCUAUGAAAUGCCACUAUAGCAGUGAUAGCGAUGUAGGUAAAAUGCCUCCUUUAAAAGAAAACGAAUAGGGUAAAAAUUAGGACCAACACAAUUACCUUGUACAAAGUUGAUAUAAGAGUGUUCUUUAUCACAAGGUUGCACUGUACAUUUAUUUGCUAAUACGUACCUGUCAUAAGUACAUGUACAUUGCCACACUUGAAAGAUGAUAUACUUUGCAUGAUACAUGUGAAGGGAUUAAUAAACGUAUGUGUCAAGUGGAA
This is a messenger RNA of Strongylocentrotus purpuratus (purple sea urchin), 6473 nucleotides long. RefSeq names its product leucine--tRNA ligase, cytoplasmic (gene lars1). NCBI's taxonomy places the organism in Eukaryota, Metazoa, Echinodermata, Echinoidea, Camarodonta, Strongylocentrotidae. Gene Ontology annotation, biological process: leucyl-tRNA aminoacylation. Bases 119 to 3673 code for a protein of 1184 amino acids. Gene Ontology annotation, molecular function: aminoacyl-tRNA deacylase activity; ATP binding; leucine-tRNA ligase activity. The transcript is spliced from 25 exons. The record is from RefSeq and is a predicted model, not a curated record.